GAGCGGAUUCGCUGGCCGCUGACACGUCAUCAGCCUCAGUCGGUUACUUCCUGUUUACAUAUCUACAAUUAGCCGAAAUCGAAACUAAUUCUUAAGAUAUCACUUUUUGACACCUGGAUUCAGACAUAUCAUCUCCCAGGUCCGAGCAAAAGGUCCGCAGAUAGAGGUUGAGCAGACGUCCUGCUAGCCUGCUUAUAACUGAAGACUCGACUAUAUUAACCACAGAGCUAACUUAAGCUAACGUAGUGGACCGCUCGUUACGUCGUAUUAGACCACGGCUACAACUAUACAGGGUUACCGUAUUAUCUCAUUAUCUUUCGAGCGCUUAAAGUUGUCUAUAAUGGAAAAUAAAUAUAACCUAAAGAGUCCAGCGGUAAAGCGAUUGAUGAAAGAAGCUGCUGAAUUGAGAGAUCCCACAGAACACUACCAUGCCCAACCAUUGGAAGAUAACCUUUUUGAGUGGCACUUUUCCGUACGUGGUCCCCCGGAUUCAGAUUUUGAUGGUGGAGUUUACCAUGGCAGGAUUGUGCUUCCCCCGGAGUAUCCGAUGAAGCCUCCCAGCAUCAUCCUUCUUACGCCAAAUGGAAGAUUUGAAGUUGGGAAGAAGAUUUGUCUGAGCAUUUCUGGUCACCAUCCAGAGACAUGGCAGCCUUCAUGGAGCAUACGAACUGCUCUGAUUGCCAUAAUUGGAUUCAUGCCAACUAAAGGAGAAGGUGCAAUUGGAUCUCUUGAUUACACACCAGAAGAGAGGAGGGUCCUCGCAAAAAAGUCCCAGGACUUCUGCUGUGAGACAUGCAACUCUUCAAUGCACUCAGCACUCCUGGCUUUGACCCCGGACAGCAGUCCAAGCCCAGGGGACCACAUGGCAGAAGAGCUAGCCCAACAAAUUAACUUCAAAACAGAAUCCAGUUCAUUAAGUCAGCAGUCAAGAGAGAGUGAAGAUGCCAGCAGUGAGGCUUCCAUUCUUACCCAGGAAGGUACCUCCACUUCUGCAGUCCAGGAAGCAGGAGAUGGGCCUCUGACUGAGCAGGUAGAGGCGGCACCAGCUCCUGAAGUGGAGAGACCACCUACUCCUCGUCCUCUCAGUCCUCGGCAGCGUCAUGUGCAACAGGUCCAAAGAGACAACAUUAGGCCGGCCUUCAUUGCAGCCACUCGCCAGCCACACAAUGAAAGUCACGCCGGCUCAGCUGUCCUAAUAGUGUUGCUCACAUUCGCCCUUGCUGCUCUUAUCUUCCGUCGGAUUUACCUGGCUCAUGAGUACAAGUUUGAUUAUGAGCUGUGACCUUCAAGCUUUUCUGUUUUGUUAGUCCGGCCGCCAUGCCACCAAUGAUCAGCCAAAGUCAUCCCUGAGGUUGCGUGGUCCCUGGAAGUGACGUCUGGUGUUCUCUUUUCUCCUUUUUAGGCCCUUUUCAUGCCGCUUAUCAGUAACUACAGCACCUUGCACCCUGCCCUCAUGUUUUUUAAGGGAAGUAAUGUAUUUUUGUGUUUAACAUCACACAAUUAUCCCUACAUUUUUAAUCAUCAAUCCUGAUGCUCCCACGAUAAUUGGAAAUAUAAUGUAAAAAAGAUACAAUUAUUGUUUGCCUACAAAUUUCCAUUUAAUCCGACAUUUAAAGUUUUCAUUCACACUUGCGGCUCAGUACUCUGGUCCGGACCGAAAGUAUAACGUUGCAGUUUGGUGCAUUUCGCUCGGCGUUCACACUGGUAUUAUUGUCGUUGUAAAUCACUUGCGUCAAACUCAAGGACUGGGGGCCAGAUCCGGCCCGACAUCUCAUUUAAUGUGGCCCGCAAAUAAUGCGGAUACUUCAUCGUUCUUACUAAAUGUUUUCAUUGUUUCCAGUUUGACAGAAAAAAAAAUGUUUUAAACUUUCAUAUGUUUUAAACUUUGAUAUAUAUAUAUAUAUAUAUACAGUGGGGCAAAAAAGUAUUUAG
This is a messenger RNA of Entelurus aequoreus (snake pipefish), 1932 nucleotides long. RefSeq names its product ubiquitin-conjugating enzyme E2, J1 (gene ube2j1). The transcript is spliced from 8 exons. The record is from RefSeq and is a predicted model, not a curated record. The coding region runs from base 341 to 1282 and encodes 313 amino acids. NCBI's taxonomy places the organism in Eukaryota, Metazoa, Chordata, Actinopteri, Syngnathiformes, Syngnathidae.